Molecule: messenger RNA, 1501 nt
Organism: Macrosteles quadrilineatus (aster leafhopper)
Lineage: Eukaryota; Metazoa; Arthropoda; Insecta; Hemiptera; Cicadellidae
Product: cystathionine beta-synthase
Exons: 8
Coding region: 332-1450 (372 amino acids)
Cellular component (GO): cytoplasm
Molecular function (GO): cystathionine beta-synthase activity; cysteine synthase activity
Source: RefSeq, a predicted model, not a curated record
GAUAGUGAUUGUCGUGUCUGUGUUGUCAAUUGUGAUGCAGACGCCAGACAGGUGUGCUGUGACUCGCCGGCACUGAACUGUACUAACGUAGGUAGCGGUAGCCACCCCACUACCCUAGUUUCUUUUCUUUCUUAUGAAGCACGAAACCGGUUUUAUGUGCAUCGGUAUUCCUAUUCAGUAUUCACUAUCAGCUGUUCCUGCCACAAUACGCAGAGAGUCGUGAGUGAGCUCAGCUGCUCGGCGCUGUGAAACGUUUAGUUAUCCAAUCUCAUUCUAAUUUCUCAAGUUGAAGUUAUUCAACAAGGCCUACUAAGACUCACGAGAUUCGAGAAUGGAAUCUAAUGAGUUACCGGUACCAUCACCUAAGCUGCCUUUCGAAGGUUUCAUUGACCCAGGUUUGCCCAGCAAGUGUACAUGGAGGCCAGGGACAAGGGACAAAGACCCACACAAUCAUAUAGAUCAGCAUGACCGGUCACAUAUUUUGCCCAGUAUUCUGCAUGCCAUAGGACAAACUCCCCUGGUCAGGCUCAACCGGAUUCCAAAGGAAGAAGGAGUACAAUGUGAAAUUCUGGCAAAAUGUGAGUUUCUGAAUCCUGGGGGCAGCCUCAAGGACCGCAUAGGUUUUCGGAUGGUGGAGGAGGCGGAGGCUGAGGGUCGUCUCAAACCUGGUUGUACCCUGGUGGAGCCUACGUCAGGCAACACUGGGGUCGGGAUCGCCAUGGCUGCGGCUGUCAAGGGCUACAAGUGCAUCAUCGUCAUGAGUCAGAAAAUGUCCAACGAGAAGGUGUACACUUUGCAAGCCCUGGGCGCGGAGGUGGUCCGCACUCCCAUAUCAUCUGGCUCCUACGCACCAGACGGACUCAUGGCCAAGGCGCAGUUAAUAGCAAAAGACAUUCCAGAUGCAGUAGUACUAGAUCAGUAUCGCAACAAAGGAAACCCACUGGCUCACUAUGAUGGUACAGCUCGUGAGAUCAUGCGGCAAUGUGAGGGCCGGUUGGAUGCUGUGGUGAUUGGAACAGGCACAGGUGGCACUAUUGCUGGUAUUGGACGCUACUUCAAAGACCACGCGCCUCAUGUGCGGGUGGUCGGUGUUGACCCUUAUGGCUCCAUCCUGGCAUUGCCUAAGGAGCUCAACAACAGCGACACUGAUUACUACGAUGUAGAAGGCAUCGGUUACGAUUUUAUACCAACUGUUAUAGAUCGAAAUGUGGUUGAUGAAUGGAUUAAAAUGGGUGACAAAGAAGCUUUCACUAUGGCAAGAAGACUUAUUCGAGAUGAGGGUCUAUUGUGUGGUGGGAGCAGUGGAACAGCAGUUUGUGGUGCCCUGAAAUAUGCAAAAUCUUUAGAUGCUUCAAAGCGUGUAGUUGUUAUAUUGCCAGAUAAUGUCCGCAACUACCUAACCAAAUUUCUCUCUGACGAUUGGAUGAGAGAAAGGAACUUCAUAGACUGAGAGUGUUAAACGUUUCCUGCAAUUUGAAUAAAGCAUUACCUUUUAUUUUAA